ACAGUGUGACACCCGGCGGAUGUAAACAAAGAAGCAUGAGCAGGGUUUGCUUCACUGCUGUAUGGACUGAGCUAUAAAACGGCUGUAUUAUAGUAUGAAUGAGAAAUAUCAGGGCGAUAAAGUAACGAUGUGUUCAGUUGAGUAUCUGAGAGAGUUGAUCAGCGACAGACUAGCUGCUGCUGCUGGAGAAAUAUUCACAGAGUUUGAAAAAACCAUCGUCCAGUACCAGGAGGAGAUCGAUCGUCAGCGCAGACUGCUGGAUGUCAUCUGGAAACCACACAUCCCCUUACAACCCAUUGAGCUCCCACAGUCUUAUGUCUGUGAGAAUGAGAAGACUGUUGUUGACCAUCAGCCCCAUGACCAGGAGAGAAACUCCAUGGUGGACCAUGAGGACCCAGAGCCUCUACGGAUUAAAGAUCAGCAGGAGGAACUCUGCACCAGUCAGGACCAAUCAAACCCAGAGAUUUCUCAAAUUAAAAUGGAACAGGAAGAAUUGUGCACCAGUCUGCACCAAUUAGACCCAGGGUUACCACAAAUUAAAGUGGAACAGGAUGAACUCUGCUCCAGUCAGGAUGAAGAGUUAAUUGGAUUGAAACAGGAGACUGAUACCUUUGAGGUGACUCCUGCUGAUGAGGAAAGUGACCACAGUGAACCAAAACCAAACAGUGAUCAGCUCCUGUUUCACAUCUCUUGUGUAGCUGAGAGCCCAGAUCAGGAAGGAAGCAAGGAUGUAGACUCAGGAUCAACUAGAUGUAUCGAGCAGAAACCAAGACAUCAGAGUAACAACAGUCACAGUAAUGAUGUAGACAAUGCUCCAACAUCAGCGAGACAGUGUGAUAAUGACAAGGCAACAAAAUCUGCAACUUGCAAAGUCUGUGGAAAAGCUUUUUGUUGUAAAUCAGAUUUAAUCAAACAUCACAAAACCCACACAGGUGAGAAGCCAUAUUCUUGUGAAACCUGUGGAAAAAGCUUCAGUCAACGGGUCCAUUUGACUGUUCACAUGAGAUGUCACACAGGUGAGAAGCCGUAUGUUUGUGGAACCUGUGAAAAAAGCUUUAGUCAACGGACCUCUUUGACUGACCACAUGAGACUUCACACAGGUGAGAAGCCAUAUUCUUGUGGAACCUGUGGAAAAAGCUUCAGUAAACGGGUCCAUUUGACUGUUCACAUGAGAUGUCACACAGGUGAGAAGCCGUAUGUUUGUGGAACCUGUGAAAAAAGCUUCAGUCAACGGACCUCUUUGACUGACCACAUGAGAUGUCACACAGGUGAGAAACCAUAUGUUUGUCACAUUUGUGGAAAAAGAUUUUCUGGUUCAUCAGCACAUAAUAGGCACAUGGCAGUUCACAAAAUGGGAAAGCCAUAUUCUUGUGGAACCUGUGGAAAAAGCUUCAGUCAACAGACCUAUUUGACUGUCCACAUGAGAUGUCACACAGGUGAGAAGCCAUAUUCUGGUGGAACCUGUAGAAAAAGCUUCAACUGUAGUUAUCGAUUAAAAGCCCACAUGAGAAUCCACACAGCUGAAAAGUCCUGAUCCUGAAACAUCUGUGGAAAACAUAAUGUCAGAACUAAGGUUGAAACAACAUGGAAGAGUUGGUACAGGUUAAAAGUAAAUGUUUUAGAUUUAAAGCACCUUUAGUCUGUGCUUCAACAACAAUUGUGAGGAAGUAUGUAAGCAAUCCUUGAUGAUUAGACCAGAUGGAGUCUGGACUGUGGUGGUGGUGGAGCAGGCAGAAGAACCAAACUGAAUGUCUGGAUGGAUAUGGUAUUGGUACAGACUGCUACAUUUCUGCUAUCAUGACAUCCUUCAUCAGCAGAGCACUGAUUGGAGAUAAUGUGAAGCUGUUUGGAACAUUUUCACAUCCUGCUGAGAGAACAUGGCUGUUCAGGUGUGAACAUACUGCUGGAAUCCACUCAGCUUGAGUUCUGCUGUCUUUCAAGUAAAAGGAGGCAACGAGAUACAGAGACAUUGUGACAGUAGGACACAACAGAGUGUGUCACUGCAGCAGAGGAGAUCUGGACGUGAAAUAAAGUUGUAAUAAAACGUCUACAGCUCCAUGACUGCUUCAUGAAAUGUUUUGAAUGUUUUCAAACAGAUGAACAUUUACAAGUUGUUUCAUAAUUAAUGUAACAUUGAAGAUCCCCAGCAAGAAUAACUCUGAGUCAGAUAUCAAAGACAUAACCAACAUUAUUAUGUUUUCAAGCAACAGACACGUGGUUUUACUAGUAGUAGCUGAUACACUCCUGCAAAUGUCAAAACCAGAAAUGUUAAAAAACAGGUGAAGCUGUGCUGCAGUUUCUGCUGGUUACAUAAAGGUCUUAUGCUAUUUAUUUCUUCUAUUGUCACCACAUAGGUCAUCUGUGUGAUUUGUUAGUAGGAUCUCAUUGUGUCGUCAUACAGCACAUUGAACCCUUGUAUUGUCUGAACGUCCUGAACACUCCUCCUGUCCUCAGGGUCAAAAAUGACCUGCCUCCACUGAGCCUCUAAAAUAGAGCAGCUUAAUGGAAUUUUUCACCAAAAAUCUAUUUUACAUGAAGAAACAACCUGUCAUGCAUCACACACUUUGUGAAUGCCUGUUUUUGCUUCCUCAGAGGGUAGAAAGACUGUAUUUAAUCAGUGAACACCAUUCGUUUUUAUUCCAUUGUUCAUGCUGUAACUAUUUUCUUUCUUCAACCCUUUAAGCUUCAGUGUACCGCCGGCGGUACACUUACUAAUUUGCAUAGGAAUUUCAAGAAUGUCCGACGGCCGCAAACGCGCUUAUACAAACACUAUACACCGAUGGAAAGCUUAGAUUCUCAUGAAUCUGCCGGUAUAAACCACUUUCAGAUGCGAUUACCACAGCGGGUGAGAAAAACACAUUUGUCCGACAAAAACAAAUAUUCAUCCAUCCGUUCUCUAUACACGGCUUCAACGCACACAGCGCGACUCACAUUUCCGGGUUCAUUAUUAUACACAAAAAAAAAGAUUCCACAAAAAACGGCCAUAAUCCAACCUUUUACAUCCAGAUGACACAAGCCAGGAAACUAUUUUGUCCAAAACAUGUCCUGAAGUCGGUAUAAAAUCCCCGAAUCGGUCCUUUUCAAGGAAAUGCACCUCGCGAUGCCCGUCCAAUAUUCCCCGUAUUUUUCGUAAUUUUUUUAUUUAAAAAUAGAAUAUUAGCGAUUUUUUGUACUGAAAACGGCUGGAAUUGACUGAAGCUUAAAGGGUUAAGUAGAGGUUUAUUAUCACUAUUAUUGCUGCUAAAGGUACUGCAUAGGUGUAAACAUUUCUUGUUUUGCAGGAGAUAAUACUUCUAUAGCCUAAUAAAGUACCAGAAAUGUGCAGAAAUGAACUUGAAAUGCAUUUUUGAAGGGAAACAACAGUGUACUGUAUACUGUACAAUGGAAUAUAAAACUACAAAACUCAACUACCA
Messenger RNA from Acanthochromis polyacanthus (spiny chromis), 3413 nucleotides. RefSeq names its product zinc finger protein 883-like. Lineage: Eukaryota; Metazoa; Chordata; Actinopteri; Pomacentridae. The record is from RefSeq and is a predicted model, not a curated record. The transcript has 3 exons. Gene Ontology annotation, molecular function: DNA-binding transcription factor activity, RNA polymerase II-specific; RNA polymerase II cis-regulatory region sequence-specific DNA binding. Gene Ontology annotation, biological process: regulation of transcription by RNA polymerase II. The coding region runs from base 95 to 1534 and encodes 479 amino acids.